Molecule: messenger RNA, 1242 nt
Organism: Oldenlandia corymbosa var. corymbosa
Lineage: Eukaryota; Viridiplantae; Streptophyta; Magnoliopsida; Gentianales; Rubiaceae
Source: the annotation of a GenBank genome assembly
AUGAUGGAUGGAUGUGUAGUUGGAGGAGGUGGCUCAAGUUUGAUGAUGGCUUAUGGGGACAGCAACAAUAAUAAUGCUUCUUCAAGUGUUCCCAUGAUGAUGAUGAUGAUGCAGCAUCAUCAGCAGCAGCAGCCUCAUAUAACUGGUUCUUCUUCUUCCCACCACCAACAACAAAACCACCCUACAAAUUCUUCUGAUACCUUAUUUCAUCCCAUACCUCAUCACCCAAGCAGCACCACCAAUAACCUCUACCAUGAAGCCCACCACUUUAAUCAUCAUCAUCAUCUUAGGGUAACUGAAGCUGGUUCAAGCUCUUCAAUGGUGCUGGAUGCCAAUAACAACAACUCCACUGAUACUAAUACUACCAAUCAUCAUCAUCAAGACUUGGGUGGAAGUGGUUAUUUUAUGGAGACUAAUGAUGAGGAGAACAACCACCACAAGAACAAUAACGAUGCAAGUGCUUCUUCCGCUGCUGUGAAGGCUAAGAUAAUGGCUCAUCCUAGCUACCCUCGUCUCUUGGCUGCCUAUCUCAACUGCCAAAAGAUAGGAGCACCUCCGGAAGUGGUGGCGAGGCUGGAAGAAGCUUGUGCUACCAUGGCAGCCCACGUGGCGGGUCGGACCAACAACUCGAACUGCAUCGGGGAAGAUCCGGGUCUAGAUCAGUUUAUGGAGGCUUAUUGUGAGAUGCUUACCAAAUAUGAGCAAGAGCUCUCUAAACCCUUCAAGGAAGCCAUGGUUUUCCUUUCCAGAAUUGAGUGCCAGUUCAAAGCCCUCACCCUUACUCCUGAUUCUGCUUUUGGAGAGGCUAUAGAUAGGAAUGGAUCUUCGGAAGAGGAUGUCGAUGUGAACAACAGCUUGAUAGACCCUCAGGCUGAAGAUCGGGAGCUCAAAGGUCAGCUAUUGCGCAAGUACAGCGGAUACUUAGGCAGCCUGAAGCAAGAAUUCAUGAAGAAAAGAAAGAAAGGAAAGCUGCCCAAGGAAGCGAGGCAACAGUUGCUAGACUGGUGGAGCAGGCAUUACAAAUGGCCAUAUCCAUCGGAAGCCCAGAAGCUGGCGCUUGCUGAAACCACAGGAUUGGAUCAGAAGCAGAUUAACAACUGGUUCAUCAAUCAAAGGAAAAGGCACUGGAAGCCGUCGGAAGACAUGCAAUUGGUGGUGAUGGAUGCUACUCAUCCUCACUAUUAUAUGGAAAAUGUUAUGGGCAAUCCUUUUCCAAUGGAUAUCUCUCCUGCAAUGCUCUAA